AGGAGGCCGGAAGUGAGCGCGCUGACAGGAGCCGGGCAAGAUGGCGCUGCGGCCGGGCCUGGGGGCUGGGCCCGGCGCUCCCUCCGCCGCCUCUCCUCCGGCGCCGGGCGGACCGGGAGGAGGAGGAGGAAGGAGCCCCGGCCCGGGCAGCUUCAUGUUUCCUGGUCUUGGUCCUCAAGGGAUGAUCCCCAUGCAACAGCAAGGCUUCCCAGUGGUUUCUGUCAUGCAGCCCAACAUGCAAGGCAUGAUGGGGAUGAAUUACGCAGCCCAGAUGCCUCCCGGAACGAUGGCCAUGCAGGGCGGCAUGCCUUUGGGUCACCUGCCAGCAGCUGGAAUGCAGUUCAUGGGGCAGGCUCCCUUCCUAGGAAUGCGCCCCACAGCCCCUCAGUACACCCCGGAUAUGCGGAAGCAGUUUGUGGAGGAGCAGCAGAAACGAUUUGAACACCAGCAAAAGUUUUUGGAGGAGGAAAGGAAACGGCGGCAGUUUGAAGAGCAGAAACAAAAGCUACGGCUAUUAAGCAGCGUGAAACCAAAGAUGGGCGAGAAAAGCAGAGAUGACGCGCUGGAGGCCAUUAAAGGGAACCUGGAUGGGUUUUCCAGAGAUGCUAAGCUCCACCCCACGCCAACGUCGCAUCCCAAAAAUGCAGAUCACCCCACACCAUCCCAUUCUGCUGUGUCUGUCUCCCAAACCUCUGCCUUUCUUGACGACGAGGAGUUUAGUGACUUUAUUCAGGGGCCCGUUGAAGCCCCGACCUCGGUGCCUCCGACCUCUUCCCAGCCUUUCCGGCCUUGCCCUCCUUCCUCCCAGGCUGGGCAAUGGCUUUCAGAGAAGGCUGUGGCCCAGGCUCUCCCUCCAGUCCAGCUUCCUGUGUCCUCCACCCUUCAGGGUGCCACUGGGCAGGGUCCUUCUCUCUCUGCUUCUCCGGCUUCUCAAAACACUCAGAAAACAGGCCCCUCCAUGGAAGAGAUGCCCCCACUGCCUGGUGGGUUGGGCGCAUGUGGGCCAAGUGGGCUCACGGUUGAGCUGAGUGCCGCAGCCUCGGCUGUCAGCCGCACUGAUCCUGGGUUAGCCGCCAGUCACUGGACGGCUGUAGAGGGGCUCCCACUUGGGGCCCCAACUCCAGAGGCAAACAAGGCUUCAGAACAAAGCCUGUCAGUUGAAGAGAGUGGUGUCGGCGUGUUUCCGUCACAGGAUGCUAUCCAGCAGCUGAUGCCCCCAUGGAUUUACAAUGACACCCUAGUUCCAGAUCUGUACAAGAAAAUCCUAGAAACGACCAUGACGCCUUCUGGGAUUGACACUGGCAAGCUGUAUCCCAUUCUGAUGUCAUCCGGGCUUCCCAGAGAGACUCUUGGGCAAAUAUGGGCCUUAGCUAACCGCACCACUCCUGGGAAGCUGACUAAGGAAGAACUGUAUGCUGUCCUGGCUAUGAUCGCAGUAACUCAGAGGGGUGUUCCAGCCAUGAGCCCGGAGGUUUUAAACCAGUUUCCUUCUGCCCCAAUCCCUACGCUAAGUGGGCUUCAGAUGGCGAUCCCGGUCACCGUGAGCCAGCAGCCUCUGAUGCCGCCAGUGGUGCCUGUUUCCAUGCCUCUUAGCAUGGGGCCGGCGGUUGUGGGGAUGGGCAUGGCCGCAACGACGACCCAGGCUCCCAGUACGUUCAUGCAGUCCUUUCCACCAAACCAGGCAGCCAAACAAGAGGAGGAUGACUUCCAGGAUUUCCAAGACGCUUCGAAGUCGGGAGGGCUUGACGACACCUUCCCAGAUUUCCAAGGGGAAGCGUCCAGAUCGAGCAAGGCGACUGCAGCCCAACACCGGAGCAGUGCUCCUUCGAUGCUGAUUCCACUCUCCGGUGUGAAAGCCCCGCCUGCAGUGGACAAAUACGCUGUUUUUAAAGGGAUUUCUGCCGACAAACCUGCCGAAGCCGCAGCUCCUCUUGGAGAUUCAGGAGACAAAUACAGCGCUUUUCGAGAGCUGGAACAGCCGUCGGAGGUUAAACCUAUAGGAGACAGCUUUGCGGAAUUCAAGUCUGCGGGAACAGAUGAUGGCUUCACGGAUUUCAAAACCGCAGACAGCAUCUCCCCACUAGAUCCUCCGACCAAAGAGAAGCCUUUCCCUCCGCCUUUCUCUUUACCUGCACAGCUGAAACCCCAACCGCAAGCAAAACCUUCUCUGAAUUUGGCCGACUUGGAUCUGUUUUCCUCAGCCUCUGUUGAGGAGAACAGACCCCCAGCCUUCCCGGCCUUCCCAGCCGCCUUUAAUGCCGCCAAGCCCACGUCUGUCCCUGCAGCACCGCCUCCAGUCUCAGCCACUGCCCCAGUUUUGCCAGCGUCCAGUAACAAUAGUUCCACCUUGGCUGAUGACUUUGCGGACUUCAACCUCUUUGCAGGAUUGUCCAAUUGUACCUCGACCGUGACUCAGGAUGAGUUUGCGGACUUCAUGGCUUUCAAUAACAAUACCAGCGCUUCUGAGGAGCAGCAGCCGCCGCCUGAUGAUACAUACAACACUCCCAAGUCAGAGGCCGGCGUGGCACCUCCAACGAAUGCCCCCUUGGCUAACACUGCCAAAGGUGGGCAGAGUUCGGCCACUCCUUCGACCAAGUACGACAUCUUCAAACAACUCUCUCUGGACAGUCCUGGUUUAGGCUUCGACGAGCUGAAAGACCCCAUUCCAUCGUCCGCAAAGAGCGAGGACGAUUUUGCCGACUUCCACUCCAACAAGUUCUCGUCCGGCUCCGAGAAAUCCCUGGUGGACAAACUGGCGGCGUUCAAGCACGCCAAAGAGGACUCGGCCUCCGUCAAGUCGUUGGACCUCCCCUCCAUCGGGGGCAGCAGUGUGGGCAAGGAGGACUCCGAAGAUGCCCUCUCUGCCCAGUUUGACAUGAAGCUGGCCGACGUGGGGGGAGACCUGAAGCACGUCAUGUCCGACAGCUCUUUGGAUUUGCCGACCGUUAGCGGGCAGCAUCCUCCAGCAGCAGAUCUUGACGACAUGAAGUAUGCUCCCUUCGGAAGCUACAACAACAGCUCUGGUCUGAGCAGCUUUCCGAGUUUUGACUGGUCUGACAAGGAGGAGACCUUCCCGAGCAAGAAGCCCACCUCCUUCCCUCUCGUCCCGGGCGUUGGGUCCUCUUUGGCUACCUCUGUCCUCCAGAAGAAAGAGACACUCUUCGGCAGCUCGGAAAACAUCACCAUGACCACUGUUUCCAAAGUCACGACGUUUGCCGGCGAGGAUGCGCUACAGGACGCGAAGUUCUCCCUUUUUGCGAACAUCAAAAACCCCAGCCUUCACUCGGCGGAUCAAAGCGAUGAAGAUGUGGAAAACUUUGGGGAGUUUGCAAGGCCUCCGGGGGAAUCCUCUGAGGGCGCGAAACGAGAGCCCAGCUCCAAAGAAGGUGCCGACGACUUCGGCGAGUUCCAAAGCGAGAAGCCCAAGAUCAGCAAAUUUGACUUCUUGCUGGCGACCUCCCAAGGCAAAAUGAAGUCUAGCGAAGAAAUGAUCAAAAGCGAGCUUGCAACCUUUGACCUUUCUGUUCAAGGAUCUCACAAAAGAAGCCUGAGUUUGGGGGACAGAGAGAUCAGCCGUUCCUCGCCUUUGCCGCCCCUGGAGCAGCCAUUCCGAGACCGGUCCAAUACCCUCAGCGAGAAACCCACUCUCCCUGUUAUCAGAGACAAAUACAAGGAUCUUACCGGAGAAGUCGAGGAAAGCGAGAGGUAUGCCUACGAAUGGCAAAGGUGCUUAGAAAGUGCCCUUCAAGUCAUCAAGAAGGCAAACGACACUUUGAAUGGGAUCAGCAGUUCAUCUGUAUGCACUGAAGUAAUCCAGUCCGCCCAAGGCAUGGAAUAUUUAUUAGGAGUUGUUGAAGUUUAUCGAGUCACAAAACGGGUUGAGUUGGGGAUCAAAGCCACCGCUGUCUGCAGUGAGGCCCUUCAGCUCUUGCUAAAGGACAUCGACAAAGUGUGGAACAACCUGAUAAGCUUCAUGUCUCUCGCAGCCCUGACGCCUGAUGACAACUCGUUGGAUUUCUCUUCUUGUAUGCUUCGCCCCGGGAUUAAAAAUGCACAAGAUCUGGCCUGUGGUGUUUGUCUGUUAAAUGUAAACUCUCGAAGCAAAAAAGAAGAGAAGCCUGCGGAUGACCGUCCGAGAGAAGCCUUCAACUCAGAAACGGACAAUUUCAAGCUCGCUUACGGAGGGCACCAGUACCACGCCAGCUGCGCCAACUUCUGGAUCAACUGCGUGGAGCCCAAGCCUCCGGGUCUCAUUUUGCCUGACCUCCUUUGAAUGGACUUUGAAUGGAGGAACGCGGCGGGUGGGGGAUCAAACCGAUGUGAAAUUUGUUUUGCGCUUGUGGUUGAGAUAUGUGUAAGAUGUUGACUUCCGGCUAACUGUUCUCUUGCGCAGAGUGAAAGCUGCUUUUAAAAAAAACGUUCACUGGCAUUGCGAUUUCUCUCGUGCCCUUCCCGCCCUACGGUUUCCCUCUUCCCACACUUCAGGGAUAUAUUCACUCUCUGAGGGCUGUAACGGACGUUUAAUGAACCAAAAUGUCCUGACUUGGAUUUUGACUGGCGGCGGUACUUUUACAAACAAUCCUGAUGCGUCACUUCCAAAGCCCACUUUUACGCACCGGCCUUUUCAGACUGUCAUAUUGGCCCUCUUUGUCUCUCCCUGUCUUAUUGUUGAAAGUUUUGGGUGGUUUUUGGUUAAUAUUUUCAGCCCUCUUUUGGAAUGACAGUGUUGGCAAAGCCAUGUCCCUGGCACUUCACCUUUUAUUGUAAUCUCGCCUUUUGUCCCUGGGAAUGCAAGGCGUCUGAUACAGAAUAAAACUUGUGUAUAUAGGGAA
Molecule: messenger RNA, 4832 nt
Organism: Anolis sagrei ordinatus
Lineage: Eukaryota; Metazoa; Chordata; Lepidosauria; Squamata; Anolidae
Gene: SYNRG
Product: synergin gamma
Cellular component (GO): clathrin coat of trans-Golgi network vesicle
Molecular function (GO): protein binding
Source: RefSeq, a predicted model, not a curated record